CCUACAACAAUAUUCGUAGCGAGAAGCUCAGUGAUUAUGUUGCAACUGAGGCAUUUGACGCUAUUUUGCGGACUGCUCGCUGCUAUUAUUAGUUUUCCGGAUCAGGUCCAGGCUGAUGAGCACAACAGGUUGCCCUCCCUAGGCGGCGGCAAAGUCUCCACCACGUGUGAACCUGACUUACCUGGAGACAAUUUUGGAGAGAAUCCUGAUGAGAAACCUGGAGGCAAUCCUGAUGAAAACGGUGACGAUGGUGAUCGCGAUGGAGAUCCUUUGUGUAGCAGCUUCCAGGCGCUGCGUGCGACCAUCGAAAAGGAUACUCUGGCGGAUCUUAUACAGUCACACUAUCAGUGCAAUUCCAAGUUUCGCAAAGCCUUGUGCUACUACAAUACAACACGUUUCCAUUUGGUUGCCCUGGAGCUGCAGCAAAGCGAAGCCUACAACACAAUGCUGGAAGAACUGCGCAAUGCUAGUGUAGACACUAGCGAUAUUGAGAAUAUUGUGGACAUUUUUGCCUGCUUGGUGUUGCCGGCACCGCAGCCCGACAAGAGCUGCGAUUGCAAGACACUUCGCGGUCACACUUUCGUCGGCGAUCUCCUGGCUGCCAUGCCCCAUCAAGCUGUGCAUGACUUUACGACAUCUGCCCGAAGAAAUCAAACCAAUUACGCCCGGUUUGUGGACACCGUGAGCUCGUCGGGCUUCCAGUCGCGUAUGCGUGCCAAUAUGAUGAAACGCGAUGUGGCACGUCCACUGCGUAAUCUUCGCCGCAAUGGCUGGGAUAUGCCGGAGCUGCUGCGCGCCGUAAUGUCCAUUCUCUCCUGGUGAGAACGAGGACAGCAACUCAAUAACUUCCAUUUAUGACAUGGCAAUUACUUGUAUACCAAAUAUAGCAAAAUGUCUAGUAAAAUGAUCAGUUGAAUUGA
Drosophila montana is the source of this 920-nucleotide messenger RNA. RefSeq lists its product as uncharacterized. The record is from RefSeq and is a predicted model, not a curated record. The transcript has 2 exons. Bases 37 to 822 code for a protein of 261 amino acids. NCBI's taxonomy places the organism in Eukaryota, Metazoa, Arthropoda, Insecta, Diptera, Drosophilidae.